GCGUGUGCACGUACACGCCGUAUUAUUAUGGUUUAUUAGAAAGAGAGUCUAAGCACAAAUAAUGCACGGUGCUUAGGAUGUCCCGGACGCAGUGAUGCAGCGGUAGUGCGGUAAAAUCCAGUGUUUCAUUCAUUGUGUUGGUGUUGCAAACGGAGCGGCAGAGCGGAGCGGCAGGCGGCGCGGCGCUCGUCGCUAAUACUGGGUCAAUAAUUCGGCAAGGAGCCCCGGAGCUGCCGUCUGGAGAGGUCCGUGGGCGGAGCCUUUGUGGGCGGAGCCGUCCUUCCCACCAUGUUUUAGGGCUGCUGUUUAUUUGUGGCCUGUUAGAGGACAGGUGACAGGUGACAGGGGAUCACAGCUGGGCAGUGCUCCUGUGAUGACGUGGCAGUCGGGGAGGCUGAUGUGACGAGGCCGCACGUCACCACGCGUUUCCACUGAUCGUCGGACAGAGGUGUCGCAGCCUAAACUGUCCCCGCUUCGUUUCCCCUUCUCCUGGUUCCUGCUCACAGCCACGAUGCUGUGGUCCUGCUGCUCCGCCUGGAAAUCCUGAGCCAAGACUCUGGAAGGCGACCCACCCCCGCCGCGGGACUGCUACCCGUCCCUGCUGGACCCCAAAGCCCUGUCCGAAGCCUGUGCCCCAGAUGGGUUGAUGCCGGAGAGCGGGUACUGGCAGCUCUGCCCCACAAAGCCCCUCCAGGGGGGGCUGUUGAGCUCCAGUUUCCCUCCUGGCCCGCUGCCCCUGGCGGCCGAUGGGCCGUCGGUGGAGGACCCUCUGGCCCCUCCCCCCACGGCGGCCCCACCCCCUGCCGGGCCCUUGGCCCCGCCUCCUCCGCCCCCGCCCAAACGGCACUGCCGCUCGCUGUCUGUGCCCGAGGACCUGUCGCGCUGCCGCUACACCUGGCGUCCGAGCGCGUCCAGGGUGUGGACUCCGGUGGCGCGGCACUGCCCCGGGGCGGCGGUGGGCGGGGCCGCGGCGGUGGGCGGAGCUGUGGCGGGCGCAGUGGGCGGGGCCUGCUCUUCUCUGAACUCGUCGCUGCACUCCUCCUCCAGCCCCACCUUCUUCAGCCUGGCGCUGUCGCCGGACUCUCCGUUGCCAUGGAGCUUCCCGUGGGAGGAGGCGGGGGGUGGGGCUUGCUGCUGCUUCUUCCCGUCGCCCUCGUCGUGCUCGUCGUCUCCUUCACCGCUGCACCCGCCCCCUCCGCAGCGUCGCUUCUCUCUUUCUCCUGUGCUCAUCAGAGACUCCGGCCUGUUCCUUCCUCCCCCAGUCCCGCCCCCCGCACCUCAGGCUCCGCCCCCCGCCUCAGCCUGCAGCACGCCGUCCUCUCUGCGCCGCAGUCUGCCCCCCGCCCCCCGCUGCCACUCCCAGCCCUGCGACCUCCUGCUGCUCAAGCCUGGGCUAAAGAGGAGACGAGAUCCCGACCGACCCCCCGGGAGACCAGGGCUGGACUUUACCAAGAUGACCCAGACCCGGAGCAUGGACCCCGGCUUCUGCCUGGAGCGCGGCCGGCUUGGCUCCUUCUCCGGCGGAGAUGUGUGCAUCUCCAUGGAGCCAUUCCUGGGGGACUUCCGCGGUUCCUGUUCUCCGGCUGAACUUUUGGGGCGCAGCAGCAUCGGUCCUUUGAGCGAGAGCGAUGAAGAGUGCCCCGAAAACCCCGACGAGGAGGAGGAGGAAGAGGAGGAGGAGGGAGAGGAGCGAGAGACGAACGCUCCGCCAGUGUUUGAACGCGACUGUACAGAACUGGACCUAAACCUUAUCGAGGAAAACUGACCCGAACUUUAUUUAUACAUUUCUACAGCGGUUUGAGAGGUGCAGGGGGCAAGCAAUGUCUUCUGUUCAGAAAUCACAAAGUCAAACACGACCCCGUCCAAGGCCCUGCGCUGGUUUAACAUCGGAAAAGCUCUACACAAAACUGCCACCGUUAAAGGGCACAUAUCACACUAUUUUCUGAUCUAUGUUAUAAUGUUGUUUCCUUAUCGUAAACGGACCCGGAGUUGUUUCGUUUCAUUCACACAAACCCUGCAGAUUUACACCGAGCUGUUUUCUCAAACAGAAAAAAAAACUCCAUACGCCAUUUGAACGAUUUCAGCUCGGAAAUGUCCAAUCUCAGAAGGAAAACUGAGCUGUUAACUUGAAAACUAACGCCAACUUCAUGAGAUCACAAGACAGAUUAGAGCUUUGGAGAUGUAGAACGACUAAUAAUAAAAGGUUACUCAAACAAAUCAAGCGCGAAUGAAACAAAACGCAACUCCCGGUCUGUUUUUGAUGAAGUAACAACACGAUAACAUGGCUCAGAUUAAUAAAUUUUACAUUUACCAUUCAUUUUUCCCAUAGACUUUCUGAAAAAAAGAAAAAGAUAUGUCGCAACUAAUGACCACAAAUCACAAUCAGCUUCAAAAACUGCAUAAAGCGCUAUUUCACAGAGUUUUAAAUCUGUUUUUACACUCAAAACAAACAAAUGUGACGAAUAAUUUCACUGAUAAGGAUAAACAUGUCUUUAGUCCGCUGAGAAUUUCUUUAAUGGCCUCGCAAAACUGGUCAGCCUCCCUCAUCCCUUUUAAAUAUUUUGGAAAGUCUACGGGGAAAGUGAACGGGGAAACCGCUCCGUUCACAAUCACGAGUCACAAAGCCGCAGUUGUUUAGAUAAUCCGCCGUCCUCUGCAGAGAAAGGAGACGUCCCUGUGUCUCCGCUCCUUGUUUUUUAUCUUUCGUUUGGUGACAGAAAUGGUCAAAAUUCUUGGGUUAAAUUGUACAAAAAAAAGUUUAGGGCUGAAUUUUGAUUUGGCAAAAGUGCAUGGAAAGCUUCAUGUUCGGCUGGAGUUACUGUAAUGGGCCUAUAAUAAUAUUUCUCGCCUAUUUCUAUGUAGUAGCAACCUUAAACAUUUUAGGAGAAGUCCCCGGUCCCUGUGGAUAUUGUGCAACCCCGUGUCUCCGCUGGGUUUUAUUCUGCGUAAAACCUUGUAGCUUAGACGUCUGCAUGUUGAGACCCUCUGGAGACACGGGGACGUCUCGUACUCUGCGGAGGAGGACAGUCGAUGAGCUGAAGAACGGCAGGCUUUGGGGUUGGUGCGAGUCUGCGCUGGAGGGAACGGAUCACGUGAUGUUUUUAAACUAAUCCUGAUUUAUACAGGCGAGUUUCAGCUGACGUCAUUGUUAUUAAAAGCGCGCGUUGCAUGCUGGGAAAUAUUUUGGUCUGAGGCAAGAAACACGGUAGUGGUCAAACACAGUGCGUAACCUCACGUAUUUAUCCCCGGUAAUGGUAAAUUCCUGCUGCAUUAUCGGAUGCACAAAUAGAAGCACGGAAGAAGGAAAAUGUCUUUUUCGUAUUCUGAGUGAAAAGAACCACUAACGGUGAAUUAAAUGGCUUUCAAACAUUUGCAGAGCAAACGUAGAAGAUCCUAACAAACCGUGGACUCCAACAAGUUCAACAACACAUCGAGACUCUUGGAGGUUUUCAUCUUUUCUGCUGUGAAUGGCCCAGGAGUUUCCACCAAGUCAUUGUGGAUAUCGCCCAAGUGAAUAUUUGUCCAGGUAGUUGGUGAUUCAGACCAGAAAUUUGGUUUGGUCCACCUUUUGUCGGGGUUGAAAAGGGUGAUUUGGCUCCAUCGAUGCUUUUGACCAAUUUCUGGUCAAAUGGUCUUGGGUCCUCUGCUGUUAGAGUGGAUAAAUAACCGGGAUCAAUACCCUUUACGUGCUUUCUCGCUCCGUCCGUCAUGUUGAAUUAGUGUUUUUUGCCGCCGACCAAAAUAAUUCCCAGCAUGCAGCACGAACUUUUGUCAACAAUGAAACUCGCCUAUAAGUUAUGAUUUGGGUUAGGAUCAGGGAAGGACCUGCAUGUAGCCCGUGCGCUUAAUUUCAAAAGAGGUUCCACAAUCACAACUGAAGCCGGGUUGCCAGUGCCUUAAUCUGCAGAUAGAGACACGGACAGGCCUCGUUUGAAAGCUCAGAACCUCCAGGAUUCACUCCCUGAGGCUGCGUUUACACAGGAGCCGGGUAUGCUGAGAAGCGAACAUUUCCCUCCCUCAGUUUUCCAAAAUAACGUGCACAGAGCAUCGUUUUCAGAAAAGUUUUCGUUUACAUCGACCCACAUAAACGCACCAUCGAGAGCCAUCAUAACUACACCGAGCCUCUGGGCGACGUUUCAUCAUCAUCAGAGUAAAAGGGAAACACUGGUCACACUUUUGGUCCAUCAGCUCCUAAAACUCUGUUAGUUUAUCUCACUUUACACACAAACCGUAGUUUUCCACAAUCUAGACUUUAGAGUUAGAGUUUUUAGAAAGAUUAAUUUUUAGAGGGAAUUCACCGUUUGCGUGUAAAAGAUGGAAACAAAUGAAAUCCAUGUAUCAUUUGUUUUUCAAAGUAAAACCAAAAAUAAGAAAACGAAAAAAAACAACUGUUUUCUUUAUUAUUCGUCUCCAAAACCAAAAUGGAAAAACAGAUGAUUCGUAACUAUUUUUUUUUUUUUUCAAUUUUCGAUUUUGUGUUUAAAUUAAUAAUGGAAAAAACGGAUAAGAGCCGUU
Messenger RNA from Boleophthalmus pectinirostris (great blue-spotted mudskipper), 4515 nucleotides. It is a transcript of the gene fam53c, whose product is annotated as family with sequence similarity 53 member C. NCBI's taxonomy places the organism in Eukaryota, Metazoa, Chordata, Actinopteri, Gobiiformes, Gobiidae. The record is from RefSeq and is a predicted model, not a curated record. Gene Ontology annotation, biological process: protein import into nucleus. Gene Ontology annotation, cellular component: nucleus.